AUGGGCUGCUGUGCUUCACGUCCAUCCACUAAUCAUGAAGUGGACAUGACUGUAUCCUCACGAAAUCCACCUGAAAUUGGCCAUUCUAGCAAUAGUCCUGCAAAAUCCGAUACAGUACCUCGUCGUAUGCCUUUGCCACCUAUCGUUAAUAUCGUACCGGCUUCCCCUCGUUCCACCAUGGAAUCGGGCUCCGGCUUUCACCUAACGUCGACAAUGGACCAUGUGGAUGAUCCGCCAUCCGAAUCCAAAGAUGACAACGAUACCAACCCUAGUAUGGUACAGAUCGCUUCAGCAAAAGACAGUCAUGAUUCCAAUCCACCGUCGUCCUGGCCUAUCUUGGUGAGAUUAUCAUCCACUGCCCAAGAUAUUCAAUUGGAGAUACCUUGUGUACCUCCUUACAUCGAUACAGUAGGCUUGCGCCGUUUGCUUUACGCUCACGUUGACCCUACCACCCAGCAAAUCCGACUCAUUCAUCUCGGCAAACUUUUGCAAGAUUCAUCGCUCAUUGUACCCGCCGACAUUACCACCAGUGUUCCUGUAUCCGCCGUCAAGAUCGCCAAGCGAGGUGUGAUUCAAGCCAUGAUUUCGAAAGCACUUUGA
Radiomyces spectabilis is the source of this 600-nucleotide messenger RNA. RefSeq lists its product as uncharacterized. The transcript is spliced from 2 exons. The coding region runs from base 1 to 600 and encodes 199 amino acids. The record is from RefSeq and is a predicted model, not a curated record. Lineage: Eukaryota; Fungi; Mucoromycota; Mucoromycetes; Mucorales; Radiomycetaceae.